Messenger RNA from Epinephelus fuscoguttatus (brown-marbled grouper), 1800 nucleotides. It is a transcript of the gene lysmd3, whose product is annotated as LysM, putative peptidoglycan-binding, domain containing 3. Gene Ontology annotation, biological process: Golgi organization. The transcript is spliced from 3 exons. The record is from RefSeq and is a predicted model, not a curated record. The coding region runs from base 138 to 1118 and encodes 326 amino acids. NCBI's taxonomy places the organism in Eukaryota, Metazoa, Chordata, Actinopteri, Perciformes, Serranidae. Gene Ontology annotation, cellular component: Golgi apparatus.
GGCGUGAGCGGUGGCAACAGUAGCUAGCAGGUAGGGAACUCAGCAAAGGCAAGGUGAGACCGAAGAUAAUCCCGGGGAAGAAUGGAUAUUAUCCAGGUCGACUGAUUGAUCGGUGUUCACCUUUUCAGGGAAGGAAGAUGUCCAGUAUGAGCCAGCACUAUGGGUUCCAGUCAGCCACCAUGGUGCAGUCUGCCAAUGGCGGUCAUGCCUAUCUGUUUGGAAACAAUGGCUCAGAGAACGACCUGUCCGAGGAGGAUGGGGAGAGCUAUGAGCUGCGGCCACGUGGCAGAGAGAGGCUGCGGAGGAGCACCUCCAGAGAGAGGCUGGACGAUAUUGUCUACCUGACCAGAGAUAUCCAGGAGGGUGACACCCUGAACAGCAUUGCCCUGCAGUACCAUUGCACAGUGGCUGAUUUAAAGCGUGCCAACAACCUCUUGACAGAGCAGGACUUCUUUGCCUUGCGGUCAGUCAAGAUUCCUGUGAGGCGCUUUAGUGUCCUCACCGAGACUCACAGCACCGGACCUCUCAAAUCAGCCUCCCCCUCAGGUGCUAGGCGCCUUCCCCAUAUUUCACCUGUUACCUCCCUCCCCUCCGAGUCCUCCACAGACUCUUCCUCUUCCUCUUCCACCGACAGUGUGGAGGGAUUCCUCCUGGAGAAGGACAAGGACAUUGAGCGGCUGGUGAAAUCAACAGGUCCAUCGCGGAACAGCUUAAACGAGGUUGUGUCCUCCUUGACGCUACAGCAACAGCAGCCACUGCUUGGAGAAAUGGAGUACAAACCAGUACAGAGAAAGGACCCUUAUUACGGGGCAGACUGGGGCAUGAGAUGGUGGACGGCUGUGGCCAUCAUGCUGGUUGUGGGCAUUGUCACACCUGUGUUUUAUCUGCUGUACUAUGAGGUUCUCAUGAAAACUGACGGCAGCCAUCACGGCGUACCUACCGAUGCUCAUGGCCUCAUCGAUCAUGGACAUACCCAUGACAACCAUGCUGUCGGAGAACACAACCAUGUAGGGGAUGGACACGGACAACAUAUUGGAAAUGUGGUUAAUGGAGAUUCACAGGGACACGGUGCGGACAAAGCAGGAGACGGAGAACACGGAGGGCAUGAGAAAACAUAACAAGGGAUUUUGAACUUUACAUACAAAUUUAUUGCUAACUCAGAGACCUAAUAAAACUGGGCAGAUGUUCCCAUCGUUGAGUAGUUUUUUAUAGACUUAAUACAUCAAUGCAAUCUGUCUGACAGGACCGUCUGUGGUGGGAACAGUCAUUUAUUUACGGUUGAGAGACUCAGAAUAAGUCUUUCCCUGUGUCUGUCCAUUUACAGUUAUGUACAUUUCAACAAAGAGUAAAUUGGCUGGAAACAACAAAUGUUAUGCUGGGCUUAACUUUUCCUAAAUGAUGGAUACGUGUUAGAGUUAUUAUCAUCAGUGUAGCCAAUAUAAUUGAGAUGAUGUUUUUGUUAUCAUGCUGCUGCAUUCUCAGUAAGCCACACACAAACUGUAUCCAGUAUGUUAAAAUACAAACUGAGACAGACGACAACACACUUAUCUAUUUCUGUUUAUUCAUUGAUGGUAGAGAUUAAUUGUGUGGAUUUGGUUUUAAAGCAGGUUUUACUCAGUUUGGACCAACUGCAUUUUUGCGUAUUUUCCACACUAUUUGUUGGAAAAGUAUGAUUAAUGCCAUUGAGUUUAAUAUAGAAUUAAUUUAUUUUAAGACUAUUGAGGAAUAGCCUUUACUUACACUAUCAGUAUUGGGAAUCUUUUUUCUUUCCUUUAGCUUGCUUAGAGAGACCUGCAUUAU